ACAAAAACCCACAAAUUCUGACAAACUCCAAGCAUUGAUUAUGCAAGAAUGGGCUGCCAUCAGUCAGGAUGUGGCCCAGAAAUUAAUUGACAGCAUGCCAGGACGGAUUGCAGAGGUCUUGAAAAAGGAGGGUCAACACUGCAAAUAUUGACUCAGCAUCAACGUCAUGUAAUUGUCAAAAGCCUUUGACACUUAUAAAAUGCUUGUAAUUAUACUUCAGUAUUCCAUAGUAACAUUUGACAAAAAUAUUUAAAGACACAAGCAGCAAACUGGAAAUUAAUGUCAUUCUCAACUUUUGGCCACGACUGUACAUUAGCUACUUGAGUGGAGAAAGAAGCGUAUGCGCAGGCUGAAGCGCAAGAGGCGAAAGAUGAGGCAGAGGUCAAAAUAGACUGCCCCCUUUACAAAACCAUGUCUGUGACCUUUCUCAUGGACACAACACGAGCACUUGGGAGGUCCUUGGUCCCAAGUCUGGAACAAGACACAGGCCAAUGAGAUGCUAUGAAGAGAUGGUGCUAUUGUUGGUCAACCACCUGCCUGGGAGAUUUGAUAUGGGGACAUUCUGUGUUCUUUACUCUUCUACGAAACCCUCCCUACUCCAUUGCUUUUGAUAUUUUCACAAAGUUUUUGAUUUAAAAUUAAAACGACUCAAUAUUGAUCUGAAACUGGGUCUAAAAAUGUUGAGGCCAUUAUUUUUCAUUAUGCCCAAUCAAGUUCAGUUGCAAAGAUUUGUAACGCUAACCUGAGGGGUAUCCUACGACGCAGGUUCAAGGUAACUUUGAACUCGGGAUAACCAGUCAUACUGAAGUGGCUCACCUUUUAGCUUGGUCAAUUUAGGGCAAUGAACUCUUAAACUAACCUGUUCCAGGUCUCGCUAACUAAUCGCCCAGAGUGAUUGAACUGAGUGGAGGCCUAAUCUGAUUACCCUCUUGCAAAGACUCAUCAUUUGAGGAAGACUGAUUAAAUGUUUUAUGACAGAAUGCAUGUGAAAAUUAAUGCAAUGCAACACUGACUUACAAAUAUGGGGGAUGCUUGUGCAUAACGCUACGUUUUUGACUGCUUCAAAAGGUUGGCUGCUUCGAUAGGCGUGACUGUAUUCAAACAUAUUUAGCUAAUGUGCCGCUAACAAACUACAUACUAUAGCCAAGUGAAAUAUAAGCUAGCAUAAUCUAAGGCUGAGGCCGUUUGGAUGUGCUGACAAAUUCUCUAAAAUGAGGUGGGUUACGGUACAAAAUAAACAUUCCCUGGUGGCUAUUCCUGCAGUCAGUAACCCAAUUGCAUGCGCCCUCAACUUGAGACAUAAAGGAUCAGGUGCUCACUAACAGGGAUGUGAACAAUUUGAGAAAUAAACUUUUGUGGAUAUGGAGUGUUUCUGUGAUCUUUUAUUUGAGCUCAUUAAACAUGGGGCCAGCACAUUACAUGUGUUCUCUAGUGCUGGAGAGAAUCUGUGAAGACAUAGAUCAUUGUCAGGGUUGUCUAAUUGGAAUAAAAAUUACGCCUGUUUCUUUUGAUGUCUGUCCUCAGAUAUGGAGAGCUGUGAAAGCCUGUCUGCAGAUGAGGUCACAGUGAAUGUCCCAAGAGACUGCUGGCACAUCCUUGUAUGUGUACUUAUGUUAGCAAAUGUUGUCUACAACAAUACAGUUAAACGUCACAAAUGAUAGGUUACAAAGGUAUUUCAACUGCAACAGGCCAAUCCUUCUGCUGGGUGUGCAGGCUUUUGUUCCAGCCCAGCACUAACCUGAUUCAAUUGAUCAAACUUAAUAAGUUGAUGUGUUAUGUCUGGUCUGGAAAACAAGUCUUCUCACCCAGUAGAUGAGGGAGUGUAGCAAGUUUGCCCACCUUUGGUAUGGAUAUUCUUGUUCACCCCAAAUUAUGCUUUCGUAUUAACAGCCGACUUACUAAGAUGUAUAAUAUUUACAAACAAGUUUGAUUGUUGGUACAUUUUGAAAUAUGUUGAUUCACUGAAGUGUUUAAACUUGUUUUUGUUAAACCUCAACAUUCAAGAUGAACCAGGGUUCAUUUUUUAUCACAGAUCACAAUUCUGCAAUAUAAAAGGUAUGAAGGAGAUCUGUCUCUAAUUUGUUUGUGUUUCUGUGUUGCUUUCUCAAAUGAACAUGACCUUUUUGUCUAGUUGUGAGCUCCCCGAUCUGCUUCGGUUAUCUCUCUUGUCUCAGGAUAUCAGCCAAAGUGAACCCGUUUCGCUGCUUAUAAUGUCAUGCGUCACCAAUUCAGCCUUAGGCCUACGGUAUGAUGGCAUUAUUGGCCUAAUGGGGAUGUGCAAUCAAUGUGCCCCUUGCCAUUAUAUGUCUGAAGCAGAGAAUAGUUAAACUCAAACAUCAUUUGCAUAUUGUUGAGCUAGCUGCAGUAUAUGUUCUCCAUUUAAAAUUAUACCAGUAGAUAAUGUAUAUGAGUGUAACCAUAAGCCAUAUUUUCUAUAUUAUUUUUCUAACUAUAAAUUGUUUACUGCAAAACCAACCCUUGUAUUCUAGGUACAGUACUGUACAUGAAAAUAAGGUGCUGACAAUUUUUCAGUUAAUUCAAUUUUUAAAGAAUUUAAACAAUGGGGUGUGGGGAGAGUUGUAAUUCUACCUUGUUUAUUUGCUGAGAAUUAUUUUAGAAUGCCAAGACAAAAUCAGAAGGUCAAUGGCAUGGAGGAGGAGGAUUGCAGAGAUUUUGGUGUUGAUGGUGGGCGAAGAGAGAUUUGCACAACAAUGUUUGCAAGUUAAAGUCACCAUUUCCUUUACCCAAAGUACCCAUUCAUGUGCAUGCAGACCUAUGUAUUUUACAUGUAGGCCUAUGUACUUUACAUUAAGGCCUAUGUAUUUUACGUGUAGACCUAUGUAUUUUACGUGUAGACCUAUGUAUUUUACAUGUAGACCUAUGUAUUUUACAUGUAGACCUAUGUAUUUUACAUGUAGACCUAUGUAUUUUACAUGUAGGCCUAUGUACUUUACAUUAAGGCCUAUGUAUUUCACAUGUAGACCUAUGUAUUUUACAUGUAGACCUAUGUAUUUUACAUGUAGGCCUAUGUACUUUACAUUAAGGCCUAUGUAUUUCACAUGUAGACCUAUGUAUUUUACAUGUAGACCUAUGUAUUUUACAUGUAGACCUAUGUAUUUUACAUGUAGGCCUAUGUACUUUACAUUAAGGCCUAUGUAUUUUACGUGUAGACCUAUGUAUUUUACAUGUAGACCUAUGUAUGUUACGUGUAGACCUAUGUAUGUUACGUGUAGGCCUAUGUAUUUUACAUGUAGGCCUAUGUACUUUACAUUAAGGCCUAUGUAUUUCACAUGUAGACCUAUGUAUGUUACGUGUAGGCCUAUGUAUUUCACAUGUAGACCUAUGUAUGUUACGUGUAGGCCUAUGUAUUUCACAUGUAGACCUAUGUAUGUUACGUGUAGGCCUAUGUAUUUUACAUGCAGACCUAUGUACUUUACAUUAAGGCCUAUGUAUUUCACAUGUAGACCUAUGUAUGUUACGUGUAGACCUAUGUAUUUUACAUGUAGACCUAUGUAUGUUACGUGUAGACCUAUGUAUGUUACGUGUAGGCCUAUGUAUUUUACAUGUAGGCCUAUGUACUUUACAUUAAGGCCUAUGUAUUUUACGUGUAGACCUAUGUAUGUUACGUGUAGGCCUAUGUAUUUUACAUGUAGGCCUAUGUACUUUACAUUAAGGCCUAUGUAUUUCACAUGUAGACCUAUGUAUGUUACGUGUAGACCUAUGUAUUUUACAUGUAGACCUAUGUAUUUUACAUGUAGGUCUAUGUAUUUUACAUGUAGACCUAUGUAUUUUACGUGUAGACCUAUGUAUUUUACAUGUAGACCUAUGUAUUUUACAUGUAGACCUAUGUAUUUUACAUGUAGACCUAUGUAUUUUACAUGUAGACCUAUGUAUUUUAAAUGUAGAACUAUGUAUUUUACAUGUAGACCUAUGUAUUUUACAUGUAGGCCUAUGUAUUUUACAUGUAGGCCUAUGUAUUUUAUAGGAAGUGAGCUAUAAUCAUCAAUCUCAUGACACAGGUAUACUGAAAGAGCCAUAAACUAUAAUAUAUGAGAAUCAUAAUGUUAAGAUACCAUAAUUCAAUUGGUAGCAUACAGUGCAUUCGGAAAGUGCUCAGACCACUUGACUUUUUCC
This is a messenger RNA of Oncorhynchus mykiss (rainbow trout), 4134 nucleotides long. The record is from RefSeq and is a predicted model, not a curated record. NCBI's taxonomy places the organism in Eukaryota, Metazoa, Chordata, Actinopteri, Salmoniformes, Salmonidae.